Messenger RNA from Panicum virgatum (switchgrass), 1377 nucleotides. RefSeq lists its product as uncharacterized. The record is from RefSeq and is a predicted model, not a curated record. The transcript has a single exon. Bases 1 to 1377 code for a protein of 458 amino acids. Lineage: Eukaryota; Viridiplantae; Streptophyta; Magnoliopsida; Poales; Poaceae.
AUGUCUAGGUGCUAUACUAGGUGGGUUCACCAUGGAGAGGAAGAAGAUGAUGUUGGACAAGAUGAAGAUGGAGAACUCGCUAUUGUACCUGAAGAUAUGUCAUUUGAUGGAAAUGACCAGGCAGCAUUUGACGAGGAAGGACAACUUGAAGAUGUCGUAGAUGACGGUGCAAGGAGUGUUCAGGGGUUGAUUCAAGAUUUGCGCGAUGCAGCAAGCCAUGGCUUUGGUGGUAAUUUAUAUAAACAACUCAUGGAAGAGGAAAAGCGUGAACUUUAUCUAGGUUGCACCGAGGAGACUAGGCUAUCAUUCAUUAUUAAACUGUUGCAUAUAAAAGUGUACAAUCGGAUAACAACAUCUGGGUUCGAUGCAUUCCUUGAGUUGCUUUCUUCAUAUUUGAAGAAUGUGCCCGGACUUCCUAAGUCCUAUAACGAGAUGAAAGCUCUGCUUCGGAAGAUUGGUUUUGGUUAUGUUUGUAUUGAUGUGUGCAAGUAUGAUUGUGCCUUGUUUUGGAAGGACCAUGAAGGCGAUGAUCAUUGCCCAGUUUGUGGCUUCACAAGAUGGAAUGUGAACAAGGAGGGUAGAAAGAAAGUUCCUCACAAGGUCCUCCGUUACUUUCCAAUAAUUCCAUGCCUUCAAAGGUUUUUUAUGUCAAAGCAGCGGGCACAAUAUGCAAGAUGGCACAAGGAAAAGAGGGUACCCAUUGAGAAUGAAAUGAGACAUCCUGCUGAUGGGGAAGCUUGGAAAGAUUUUGAUGAGACUUUCAAGCCUUUUGUAGAUGAUCCCCGUAGUUUGAGGUUAGGCAUUGCUACUGAUGGAUUUAACCCAUUUGGUCAGAUGAGUAAUUCAUAUAGCAUAUGCCCAGUGAUAGUUGUACCAUACAAUUUUCCACCAUGGAUGUGCAUGGACCAAUCCAAUUAUAUGCUUGCUUUACUAAUUCUAGGCAAAAAAUCACCAGGCAAAGAUUUCCAUGUGUUCAUGCAGCCUUUGAUAGCAGACUUGAUAGAGCUUUGGAAGGGUGUAAAAACUUAUGAUGCAGUUGAAGGCAAAGACUUCAGCCUGCGUGCAGCGAUUCUGUGGGGAAUCCAUGACUACCCUGCAUUAGGCACCAUGUCAGGCAAAACCACUAAGGGUUACUUUGCAUGUGUGCACUGUGAUGAGAAUCCAUGCUCCGAAUGUCUUAGAAACAAAAUUGGUUUCAUAGACCAUAGACGUUUCCUCCCUAACGACCAUGCUUGGAGGACAAACAAAUCUUUCAAUGGCAAGCAUGAAAAAAGAGAGAAGCCCAGGAAAUUUAGUGCAGAUGAGGUUAUGGAAAGGUUGGAUGAAGUUUGCUAUGUUCUAGGCAAGAAUCCAGAUAAGCCAAAAUCAAGAAAAUGA